AUGGGCGACCAGGGCCACCCGCACGGGGGGGGGGAACGACACCAAAGAGGGGGGGGCCGGGCACUGACGGCGCUGGCGCCUGGGCAGGAGGCGCUGCGGAAGAUCAUCACCACGCUGGCCGUGAAGAAUGAGGAGAUCCAGAACUUCAUCUACUCCCUCAAGCAGAUGCUGCAGAAUGUGGAGGACAACUCGGCGCGGGUGCAGGAGGACCUGGGGGAGUUCCAGUCGCUGUACGCGCUGCUGGACGAGCUGAAGGACGGCAUGCUGACCAAGAUCAAGCAGGACCGCGCCAGCCGCACCUACGAGCUGCAGGCGCAGCUGGCGGCUUGCGCCAAGGCGCUGGAGAGCUCGGAGGAGCUGCUGGAGACGGCCAACCAGACCCUGGAGACAGCCAACAACCAAGACUUCAGCCAGGCUGCCAAACAGAUCAAGGAUAGCGUGACGAUGGCCCCCGCCUUCCGCCUCUCGCUCAAGGCCAAGGUGAGCGACAACAUGAGCCAUCUGAUGGUGGAUUUUGCCCAGGAGCGCCGCCUGCUCCAGGCCCUCGCCUUCCUGCCAGUGCCCAGCACCCCCGAAAUCGACCUGGCGGAGUCGCUGGUGGCCGACAACUGCGUGACGCUGGCCUGGAGGAUGCCCGACGAGGACAGCAAGAUCGACCACUACGUGCUGGAGUACCGCAGGACCAACUUCGAGGGGCCGCCCCGCGCCAAGGAGGACCAGCCCUGGAUGGUGGUCGAGGGCAUCAAGGGCACCGAGUACACCCUGUCCGGGCUGAAGUUUGACAUGAAGUACAUGAAUUUCCGCGUGCGGGCGUGUAACAAGGCCGUGGCGGGCGAGUUCUCGGAGCCGGUCACUUUGGAGACGAGAGCAUUCAUGUUCCGGCUGGAUGCCAGCACGUGCCACCAGAACCUGCGGGUGGAGGAGCUCAGCGUGGAGUGGGACGCCACGGGCGGCAAGGUGCAGGACGUCAAGGCCCGCGAGAAGGACGGCAAGGGCAGGACGGCCUCGCCCGCCAACUCGCCCGCCAGGGUCGUGCAGUCCCCCAAGAGGAUGUCCUCGGGGCGCGGGGGCAGAGACCGCUUCACCGCCGAGUCCUACACGGUGCUGGGCGACACGCUGAUCGACGGGGACGACCACUACUGGGAGGUGCGGUACGACCGCGACAGCAAGGCCUUCGGCGUGGGGGUGGCGUACCGCAGCCUCGGCAAGUUUGACCAGCUGGGAAAAACCUCGGCCUCGUGGUGCCUCCACCUCAACAACUGGCUGCAGGUCAGCUUCAGCGCCAAGCACGCCAACAAGGCCAAGGUGCUGGACGUGCCCGUGCCCGACUGCAUCGGCGUCUACUGCAACUUCCACGAAGGGUUCCUGUCCUUCUACAACGCCAGGACCAAACAGCUGCUCCACACCUUCAAGGCCAGGUUUACGCAGCCGGUGCUGCCCGCCUUCAUGGUCUGGUGCGGCAGCUUCCACGUCACCUCGGGGCUGCAGGUGCCCAGCGCCGUGAAAUGCCUCCAGAAACGCAACAGCACGGCCAGCAGCUCCACCGCCAGCCUGCCCUAA
Cygnus atratus (black swan) is the source of this 1560-nucleotide messenger RNA. It is a transcript of the gene FSD1, whose product is annotated as fibronectin type III and SPRY domain containing 1. The record is from RefSeq and is a predicted model, not a curated record. Gene Ontology annotation, molecular function: protein binding. Lineage: Eukaryota; Metazoa; Chordata; Aves; Anseriformes; Anatidae.